CUUCGUGCUCGCUCAUCCUCCCCUGUGUCCCUGCGCGGCUGUCCGUCGCAUCUGAAUUUCCUCGAGCCCCGCUUUGUGCAGGGACUCUUCCUUCUCCUCGACACCGCACACGCCGGAGCUCGAGCUGCAAUGGCCCCGACGACAGCCCACAUGGGCGCCAACGGCGCCCAUGUGGCUGAUGACACCAUGAAGAAACAGCCCAAACCGGAAUUCUCACCGGAAGAUCUCUUCAAGUACCAAGAUGGCGCCGCCGCUGCCGAUUUUCUUGAUUCUGGAAUCCUCGGCUACACCUACAGCGACUUCGUCAUGUUGCCAGGCCACAUCUAUUUUGGCGUGGAAAACGUCUCCACCACAUCGCGUAUCUCACGUAACAUAAGUCUUAGCCUCCCAUUAGUUAGUUCUCCUAUGGAUACCGUCACCGAGUCAGAAAUGGCCAUCAACAUGGCCCUGCAAGGCGGAAUUGGAAUUAUCCAUUACAAUAACUCCAUCCGUGAGCAGAAGCGCGAAGUCGACCGCGUCAAGCGCUACGAAAACGGCUUCAUCACGGAUCCCAAGACCCUCUCCCCGAAACAUACCAUCCGCGACGCUCUGGAAAUCAAGAAUCGCUACGGUUUCAUGGGCAUCCCCAUCACCGAAAGCGGCGGCAUGAACAGCAAGCUUGUUGGAAUUGUCACCAAUAGGGACGUCGAAUUCAUUCGCGAUAAGGAUACUCCGCUCUCUGAUAUCAUGACCACCGAGCUGCAAACCGCUACCGAGGGAUGCUCUCUUGAACUCGCAUAUACAGUACUGAAGGAGUGUAAGAAGGGGAAGCUCCCCAUUGUCAACAAUGCAGGUGAGCUUGUUGGACUUGUUGCGCGAACGGACAUCCUGAAAAAUCGCGACUUUCCGGAAUCGUCAAAGGAUAAGGCUCGCAAGAGGCUAUUGUCUGGCGCCUCCAUCGGCACGAGGCCAGAGGAUAGAGAGCGUCUCGCUGCUCUCGUAGAAGUCGGACUAGAUGUACUCGUCCUUGAUUCCAGUCAGGGAGAUUCAGUCUUUCAGUUGGACAUGAUUAGGUAUGUCAAGGAGAAGUAUCCACACCUAGAGGUUGUCGCCGGUAACGUCGUCACACAGAAUCAGGCGUACCAUCUUAUCAAGGCCGGUGCUGAUGGCCUGCGUAUUGGGAUGGGAAGUGGAAGCAUUUGUACAACCCAGGAAGUGAUGGCGUGCGGGCGAGCGCAAGCAACUGCUGUCUACCGCGUCUCAAAGCUUGCAAAGGAGUUCAAUGUUCCUUGCAUCGCUGAUGGAGGUGUGUCUUCAUCUGGGCAUAUCAUUAAGGGUUUAGCUUGUGGUGCCUCGUGUGUUAUGAUGGGUAGUAUGCUGGCCGGAACGGAGGAAAGUCCUGGUGAGUACUUCUACAAAGAUGGUGUUCGUCUUAAGAAGUACCGUGGUAUGGGUUCGGUCGACGCCAUGAAGAAGGGCUCUAGCGUGCGAUAUUUCUCUGAAGAUGACCGUAUUCGAGUUGCGCAGGGAGUAUCUGGUGCUGUUGCGGACAAAGGCUCUGUCAAACGUUUCCUGCCAUACUUGCGAAUGGGUGUGAAGCACGGUUUCCAGGACCUCGGAGUCAGAAGCAUUCCAGAACUUCAUGAACAAGUGUAUGACGGCCGGCUGAGGUUCCAGGUCAGGACACCGGCUGCACAGCUAGAAGGCAACGUCCACUCGUUGUUUACAUAUGAGAAAUCAACCCACUAGCAUGAAGAUACAGCACACAUACACACUUCCGUCGUGAUGUUGUGGUUUGCAGUCUGCAGUAAACACCAUUAACGGAUGCGUCACUGUGCAUAUUAGUUUGGUUCACCUUAUGUGAGAGCACUCAGUUGGGCUGGCCGUCAAAACACAGAAAGGUCUGUGGAGCGAUUCCCUUUUUCGAUUUCGCAUUGCUAUUCUACUGAAGCUGAAGCACUGGCACACAAACGGGGACCCGUGAGUUAACACA
Molecule: messenger RNA, 1972 nt
Organism: Chondrus crispus (carragheen)
Lineage: Eukaryota; Rhodophyta; Florideophyceae; Gigartinales; Gigartinaceae
Product: Inosine-5'-monophosphate dehydrogenase
Exons: 5
Coding region: 130-1728 (532 amino acids)
Biological process (GO): GTP biosynthetic process
Cellular component (GO): cytoplasm
Molecular function (GO): IMP dehydrogenase activity
Source: RefSeq, a predicted model, not a curated record